AUGAGCAGGCUCUCAGGACUGAUGGACACCCCAUCCUCUGAGGAACCCUUAGCUACACAAAACAAAGAACUGGAAAACCAAGAAGAAGACAUGGAGUUUAAGGAACUGGAUGGUCUGAGGGAAGCCUUGGCAAAACUGCGGGGACUGUCCGAGGAGGAGAAGGGCGAGAAGGCGAUGCUUUGCUCCCGCAUCCGCGAGCAGUCCCAGCUCAUCUGCAUCCUGAAGCGGAGGUCAGAUGAGGCCCUGGAGCGCUGCCAGAUCUUGGAGCUCCUCAACACAGAGCUGGAGGAGGAGAAGAUCCUGGAGGCCGAGAAGCUGAAGGCCAAGAGUGAGCACGCCCAGAAGCUGGAGGAUCGCUUUAUGACCCUGGCAGCCAACCACGAGGCAAUGAUCCGCUUCAAGGACGAACACAAGAGUGAGAAUGUCAAGCUGAGAGAGGAGAAUGAGAAGCUGAGGCUUGAGAACAACAGUCUCUUCAGCCAGUCUCUGAAGGAUCAGGAGGCCAAAGUCCUGCAGCUCACCACCAGGAGUGAGGCCCUGGCCAAGGAGCUGGAGACUCUGAAACAGAGGUGUGCCCAGAAGGCCCGCCAGGCACAGGCCCGAGAGAAGGAGCUGCUGGAGCUGCAGACCCAGCAGGCAAGCACCCACACCAAGGAGACAGAGCAGCUGCGCAGCCAGCUGCAGAGCCUCAAGCAGCAGCACCAGCAGGCCGUGGAGCAGAUGGCAAAGGCCGAGCAGGUUCACAGCAGCCAGACCCAGGAGCUGCAGGCCAAGCUGCAGAUCGUCACUCGGGAGAAAGAGGAGCUGCUACAGCUGUCCAUGGAGAGGGGCAAGGUGCUUCAGAACAAGCAAGCAGAGAUCCGCCAGCUGGAGGAGAAGUUGGAGACAGCAGAUGCGGCCAGGAGACAAGCUCUAGAGCGGUUUGAGCAAGAAGCAGUAGCUGUGGACAGUAAUUUGAGAGUCCGGGAACUUCAGCGCAAGAUAAAUGGGAUCCAGAAGGCCUAUGAUGAACUCGUGCUUCAGUCUGAAGCCUUCAAAAAGCACAGCUUGGAUCUUUUAAGCAAGGAGAAAGAACUCAAUGCCAAACUCCGCCAUCUCUUUCCAUAA
This is a messenger RNA of Molossus molossus (Pallas's mastiff bat), 1107 nucleotides long. It is a transcript of the gene CCDC89, whose product is annotated as coiled-coil domain containing 89. The coding region runs from base 1 to 1107 and encodes 368 amino acids. Lineage: Eukaryota; Metazoa; Chordata; Mammalia; Chiroptera; Molossidae. The transcript has a single exon. The record is from RefSeq and is a predicted model, not a curated record.